GAUUUCCACUCAACCGAGUCAUUCGCCGCGAACUUUUGCCUCGACCGCAACGCAGUCUCCAGAACCAAGUCCCGAGACCCGAGCAAUUCCAGAAGCGAAACACUUUAAAACGCGCUAAUUAACAAAACGAGAGUGUUAGCAAAACAAAAAAACCUUAAAAAAAAACUGCCCAGAAUGAAGCCCACCAAGAAUUCAACGCUUGAAGUCAUCUCCCCGAAAGUGCAGUUGGAUGAUGAGUUUAUCACCACCGACUACGAUUACCAGACUUCGCAUGUGAAGCGCACCGCCGAUGGACAGUUGCAGGUGCACCCCCAGACUACGGCGCUGAAGAUACGGACGGGUCGCCAGGUGCCCAAGCUGGGCGUGAUGCUGGUGGGAUGGGGUGGCAACAACGGUUCCACUCUGACCGCCGCCUUAGAGGCCAAUCGCCGCCAGCUGAAGUGGCGCAAGCGGACAGGCAUCCAGGAGGCCAACUGGUUUGGCUCAAUCACUCAGGCCUCCACUGUUUUCAUUGGAUCUGACGAGGCCGGCGGAGACGUUUUCGUGCCCAUGAAGGAGUUACUACCCAUGGUCGAACCCGACAACAUUGUCGUGGACGGCUGGGACAUUAGCGGACUACAUCUGGGCGACGCUAUGCGUAGGGCCGAGGUCCUGGACGUGGCUCUGCAGGAUCAGAUUUACGAUCAACUCGCUCAGAUGCGUCCACGUCCCUCUAUCUACGAUCCCGACUUUAUCGCGGCCAACCAGUCGGAGCGGGCCGAUAAUGUAAUCCGUGGAACUCGGCUGGAGCAGUACGAGCAGAUCCGCAAGGACAUUCGUGAAUUCCGCGAGAGUAGCGGCGUUGAUUCGGUCAUCGUCUUGUGGACGGCCAAUACUGAACGCUUUUCUGAUGUCCAAGCGGGUCUGAACACCACCAGUCAGGAACUUCUGGCGUCGCUGAAGGCCAACCACUCGGAGGUGUCGCCGUCCACGAUCUUCGCAAUGGCCAGCAUCGCUGAGGGGUGCACAUACAUCAACGGCUCGCCGCAAAACACCUUUGUGCCUGGACUUAUCCAGCUGGCCGAGGAGAAGCAGGUCUUCAUUGCAGGAGAUGACUUCAAGUCCGGCCAAACGAAGAUCAAGAGCGUUCUGGUGGACUUCCUGGUGGGAGCUGGUAUAAAGCCAGUGUCUAUUGCUAGCUACAACCACUUGGGCAACAACGAUGGAAAGAAUCUUUCUGCUCCCCAGCAGUUCCGAUCGAAGGAGAUUUCUAAGAGCAAUGUGGUGGACGAUAUGGUUGCCUCCAACAAGCUGUUGUACGGACCCGAUGAGCACCCUGACCACGUGGUUGUCAUCAAAUACGUGCCCUAUGUGGGCGACAGCAAACGGGCCAUGGAUGAGUACACAUCGGAAAUUAUGAUGGGCGGACACAAUACCCUGGUCAUUCACAACACGUGCGAGGACUCUUUGCUGGCCACACCCCUAAUCCUAGACCUGGUUAUCCUCGGCGAACUAAGCAGUCGCAUCCAGCUGCGCAGUGCAGAAAACGAAUCUGCUCCCUGGGUCCCCUUCAAGCCAGUCCUCUCCUUGCUGAGCUAUCUGUGCAAGGCGCCUCUCGUGCCACAGGGUUCCCAGGUGGUCAACUCUCUCUUCCGCCAGCGCGCCGCCAUCGAGAAUAUUCUGCGUGGUUGCAUCGGUUUGCCACCCAUCUCUCACAUGACCCUGGAGCAGCGUUUUGACUUUGCUACCAUUACGAAUGAGCCUCCUGUCAAGAGGGCCAAGGUCCUGGGCCAAUCCUGCGCCGUGGAAUCAGCCACCAAUGGAAAGAAGCUCCAUGCCAAUGGAUACACCAACUCCAAUGGAUCCACAAAGCUGGCUGCCAACGGCAACGGCCACUGAUGCAUAACCCUUGCUGGGAACAAUUUUCGAUCGGGAGUAUAUAAUUUGAAUAUAUAUGGUUUUAAUUGGAUAAACUACAAACUAGACUUAAGCUACUGUUACUAACGAAAACGUUAAAAUAUAAAAAGGUUUAAUAGACUUUUUUCUGUGUCCCAAAAA
This is a messenger RNA of Drosophila eugracilis, 2037 nucleotides long. RefSeq names its product inositol-3-phosphate synthase (gene Inos). NCBI's taxonomy places the organism in Eukaryota, Metazoa, Arthropoda, Insecta, Diptera, Drosophilidae. Gene Ontology annotation, molecular function: inositol-3-phosphate synthase activity. The record is from RefSeq and is a predicted model, not a curated record. Gene Ontology annotation, biological process: inositol biosynthetic process; phospholipid biosynthetic process. The transcript is spliced from 5 exons. Bases 175 to 1878 code for a protein of 567 amino acids. Gene Ontology annotation, cellular component: cytoplasm.